AUGGAUUUACGCUCAACAGUUUAUCUUCCAUCAAAGUAAAUUAGCGAAGGAGAAAUUUAAGUUAAGGGAAAAACCUUAGGGAGAUGGAAAACUAAGAAGUUUAUUAUUGAUGAAGAUCAAAGAAUCUUUGCAUUAAAAAGUUCAUAAGCAAAAAAGAAGUUAAAGCCUUUCUACUUAUAAUAUUACAAAGUAAGGAGGUUAAUAAUUUAUUUAGUUAGACAUAAGAGAGAAAAAAAAAGAUAAGAUUUCAUUUGAUUUGAUUUCUAAGGCAGGAGGCAAAAGUGUGACAUUGGGAAUCCAAAAUGAAUAAUAAGCCAAUUUGAUAAUCAAUUUGUUGUAAAAAUUGAUAACGAAGGAAGAGCCUAUUUAGAAAUAAUCAUAAGAGGAAUCAUUAUUAAAGUCUUAAAUUGAAUAACCUAUGGAAAAUACGUAAAGUAUAAAUGAUUUCAUAUUAAGAUUUGGCUUAUGAGAAAAUAGAUUAUGAAAUACCUUGUUUUUUUGAUACAAGUGAAAUUAGAGAAAAGUAUAAUUGUUAUAGUAAUUGAUAAGUAUCUCCCAAAUAAGGAGGGGACAAUAACGAUUAGAGAAGUUUUAAGUGGUUUAGAAGGAGCAAGCAUUCACGAUAUACAAAAAUGUUGAUAACCAUCAUCAAUUUGUGACUUUUAUAGAAUUCGUUGGGGAUUGUAUAAUGACUAAUUGAUAAUUAGGCUGUGAUUUGAUCGUUCAGAAUUUAUCAGAUAAUAACAAAAUAAAUUAAUGGAAUCCAUACGUGUCUCAAACCGAGUCUAUGGUAGUGAAAGAAUUAGCAGAAGAUAAAUCCUUUUAAAUAUGUGAGAUUCGUUAAUUGACAAAUCUCUUUGUAUUUAAGCGAGAAUUUCAAUAUUUACGACAUCAUUUGAAAAUAGACAAUAUUGAUUUUAUUGUUUAAAAACAGAUUGAUUAAAGACCAAAAACUAAAUGCUAUCAAGGAAGUUUGAAAUAUGGUUUAUGGAGUAUUUAAUACAAGUAAAUGAAUUAUCUCAAUUUUCAGAAAUAAUGUGACUAAAGUGUGUUAUGCGACAGAGCAGUCAUUACAGGGUUUAUCUUAUCCAGAUGAAGAUUCUUACCUUAUUUAAAUGUUUUUACAAUAAAUUUAAAAUAUCAACAAGCAGUACGUUUAAAAGACAAUAAAAUAAGAUCCACCUAUUAAUUCAGUAGAGAUUCCUCAAAUCAAUAAAGCCAUUAUAUAGGAAUAGCAAGUGUAAGGAGGAGAACCUUAAAUAUAAAAAUAGCAACCUGAUCAACAAUAAUUACCACCUCAAAUUAAAGUUGUUUAACAAAGCUAAAAGUAAAAUUAAGAAGAGGAUGAUUAAUUUUUUGAUUGUGAAGAAGAAGAUGCGAUAGAUGAGAUGAAUGACAAGUUAUUUAUUGUAGAAACUGUGGAUAAUAAAUAAUUGAUUCAAGAUGAAGUUGUAAAAGAUGUUUACGAAUAAAAUGCAAGAAGACAAUCUAUAUUGCCAAUUUAAAUUGAUACUUAAGAUAAUAAUGAAUAAGAUUGGGUAGAUAAGAAAAUGAAAUUAGUAUUAUCAGGAGGUUAUUGUUCACUCUCAAUAAAUGUGAAACAUCAAUUGUAGCCUAAAGAAAAAGGAUAGAAUAGAUAAUUUUUGACUUCAUAAGAAGGAGGACACUACAUAUUUAAGAAAGAUUUUAUAAGAGAAGAAAAGAAUGGGGGUUUGAAAGUCAUCAAUGAAGAGAAAUUAGCUGCUUAAAAGGCAGUUAUUAAAUUCCUCAUUACCAGAAUUGGAGCAUCAUUGUUAAUGGGAAAAUCUAUUACUGGAAUAUCAAUGCCAGUCUCAAUUUUUGAAGCUCGUUCUAAUACUGAAAGAGUUUGUAGUAGUUUGGGAUUCGCACCAAUAUAUUUAGAAGAAGCUGCUCUGUCCUAAGAUAUUUAUUACAGAAUCAAAUAAUGUGCGGCAUUUCAAUUUGGAUUCAUAUUUAUGUAUAUAUCCUGUGAGAAAGUAACUAUAAUAUCUCAACCUUAGCCUUUCAAUCCUAUCUUGGGGGAAACUUUCCAAGGCUUUUACGACAAUUGUCCGAUCUAUUGUGAAUAGAUCAGCCAUCAUCCUCCAAUAUGUGCUAUUCAACUUUAUGGCAGAUCAUAUAAGUAUGUCUAUCAUUAAGAUAUCUAGAAUCGAAGGACAAUUGGAAUUGGUGGCUAAUUUUCAUUCUAAUUCAGUUGUUGGUAGAAAUGUUGGAACCUUCAAAAUUACUUUUGAAAAUCCACAUUAAGAGAUUUUAUUGACAUUCGCUCCAGGUAGUUUGAAUGGGACAACAUAUGGUGAUAAAGUGCUUAAUUAUCUUGAAAAAUAAUUCAUAAUAGAUUUGAAAAAUAAAAUCAUCUUGGAAACUACAUUCAAUCCUGAUAAAAAAUAUUGCCAAUAUUUUGAAGUUGAAUAUGUGAAUCAACUUGAUUAUUUAUGUGGAGCUAUUUGUGAUGUUACUGAUACGGCUAUUUUGAGAUAUUAAAAGGAAGGUUUUAGAAAAUAUAAAGGAUUGGAUUUAAAAAAUGAUGUUAAACAGGUCAAACACAAGAUUAAGGGUAUCUGGAUCAAUGAAAUAAAAGUAUGGAAUUACUAAUAUAUCUCUAGGUUGACAAUCAGAAAUUAAUAUCUAUUUAGCAUGAUUACCCUGUUAAAAUGUAAUUGGCUCAAUUCCCAAUACCAUCAGAUGCUACUUUCAGAAUGGAUCUUUUAUGGUGGAAGUUGAGAAAUUUCGAUUAAUCUUAGCAAUGGAAGGAGAAAUUGGAAAUUCUUUAAAGAUAAGACAGAAAAUUGAGAGAAUAGAAGUCAAAAAAGAAAAAAUGA
Messenger RNA from Paramecium octaurelia, 2843 nucleotides. The record is from the annotation of a GenBank genome assembly. NCBI's taxonomy places the organism in Eukaryota, Ciliophora, Oligohymenophorea, Peniculida, Parameciidae.